Tricharina praecox is the source of this 1984-nucleotide messenger RNA. RefSeq lists its product as uncharacterized. Bases 302 to 1846 code for a protein of 514 amino acids. The transcript has 6 exons. Lineage: Eukaryota; Fungi; Ascomycota; Pezizomycetes; Pezizales; Pyronemataceae. The record is from RefSeq and is a predicted model, not a curated record.
CAUGGCCUGGCUGCCUGUAGUGAUGCCCCCCCGGAGGCGCGUCUCGGGUUAUCAUGCGAAGUGUUCCCAUAAUUCUCUUCCUCUUCUUCUUCUCUUCUGCUUCCUCACUUCCUACCGGCCCAGUCAAUCGCUCCUUGUCGUCAAUCGAGUCCUUGUACUCUCCACGCUCUUUUCAGCAACAAACGGGAUCCUGUAGAUAGAAUACCCGCAACACUCAUUCUUUGCGCAAAGCAAUAAUCGCAGCCAGCUUUUUAACAAGCAUAAUUUUAUCGUCGGAUUCAUCCACACACCUUCUUUCGGGAUGCGUUCAAUCACUUUCGCCGCCGUGUGGCUUCUCGUCGCCGGCCAAGCCCUUGCUAUCGAUCAUCGCACGCAGUUCGAGCGGAGGCAUACACAUCACAAGCUCCACAAGAAAGAUGCUUUGCCCGUUUUUAACGUCGCCGGAUCCGGUAUUACCAAGAGGUCGACUUGCGAGUUCCCCAAGGGAGAGGGAAUGGUUGAGGUUGCGCCGAAAGGAAUGAACGGCGGAUGGGCCAUGUCCCCAGAUCAACCUUGCAAGCCUGGAAUGUACUGCCCAUACGCAUGCCCACCUGGUCAGCUCAUGGCACAAUGGAAUCCGGAUGCAACAGAAUACAAGUACCCUCAGUCAAUGGAUGGUGGGCUGUACUGUGACGAGGAUGGAAAUGUCUCCAAGCCGUUCCCCAAUAAGCCAUAUUGCUAUGAUGGUGUUGGAACAGUCCAGUGCAAGAACACAGCUGGUGCAUCGGUUGCCAUUUGCCAGACUGUCCUGCCUGGGAAUGAGGCCAUGCUGAUCCCAACCAACGUCGAUGGCGAGGCCAUUCUUGCCGUUCCCGGUACCGAUUACUGGGCCAAGACCGCUGCACACUACUAUGUCAACCCUCCUGGAGUUAGCACCACAGAAGGCUGUGUCUGGGGCACCAAGGAUAAGCCGGUUGGAAAUUGGGCUCCCUAUGUUGCUGGUGCCAAUGCUAUGGAUGAUGGAGAGACUUUCGUGACCGUCGGAUGGAACCCCAUCUACAUCGAGCCUGAUGUCGCCUUCCGUGAUGAGAUGCCAAAUUAUGGUGUCCGCAUUGAGUGCGACGGCGACUGCAAUGGCCUCCCCUGUGAAAUCGACCCCAGCAAGCACGGCGUCAACGAGGUUUCCCAGAAUAACCCACCAGGAGCUGGUGGUGCCAACUUCUGUGUCGUCGGUGUUCCCAAGGGCUCAACAGCAACCAUCGUUGUGUUCAGCAAGGACGGAAAAUCUGAAGAUGUCCCAGUCGCUUCUCCGAAAGACGAUGAGGAGGAGGAGGAGGAGGAGGAUGAGGAGCCAGAGCAGGAGGAGGAAGAGGAGGAGGAAGAAGAAGACAAAGAGGAGGUUGAGGUUGAGGUUGAGGUGUACUCCAAGGCCGACGACAAGGAAGCUGGAGGGGAUGAUGAGAAGGAGAUCCCAGAUAAAUCUUCGUCGUAUGUUGCCCCAUCCGAAACUUCUUUGGCAUCACCCAAGCCCACAUCUUCGUCAUCCAGCUCUGCAACCGCCACUAGCACCGACUCGGAAACCUCGACAUCGUCCUCAGACUCGGAAGAGACCUCAUCGUCGGACUCCUAUCACGAGAGUAAGAAGCCGAGUACCUCGUUUUACACGACCUCAAAGCUCAGUUAUGAAGCGUCUGCUACGGGCGGCAGUUACGCAGCAAGCGCAACCGGUACGAACGGCACUCGAACGUCCCCCAACAUCCCCCUCGACGACAAUCUUGCGUCGUCCGCUAGCUCAAUCGGGCUAUCCACGCUCGUCCUCGGCCUGAUAGCCUCGAUCGCCGUAGCGUUCAGCGCCUCAUUCGAGUAAUCGCCCCUCCUGAUGAUUUUGGUUGGUGUCAUUUCUCUUCUUGCUCUAGUUUGUUUUGCCUGAAAUACCCCCCCUCUUCAGCGCACACUUUGAUGGAUUGAUGUUUUGAGACGAGAACGAUAUUGGCGUGUGGUGUUU